GAAAAUCCAAGAUGGACUAAUGGAAAUUCACUUUGACGGGCAAUGGAAUUCCUAAAUUUGCGGGGUUAAAAUUUUCUACAAUACUUUUGGUGUGGGUUUCAAGUAAAGAAAGAAAAUAUAGUUAUAAAAAACAAGGGUUCCUUAAGUGUGCUUUACAGUAGUCAUAUACCCCAUGAUUUAACAAUGAGAUUUUCAGUAAAAAGGGGGUUCCUUGCUAUUUGUUUUUAGCUCCUGGUAGUUUUGGGUGCAGUGAUUGAGCUGAAAUAAAGCUGAAACACAAUGCGGGCUUUUUGUCAUUAAAGAGACGAUGAAAGAAUCUGGUUGUGUUUCUCCGAGUUCCAGUCAAAAGUUUUAUGCCCUCUUCGUGUUUGUCUUUUUGUUUCAGAGAAGAAUGAGACCACUCAGGAGCAGCACCCAGUAAGUUUUCCUUCCACUUUCUUGGGUUUUUCCUCCAACCCAAGCAUUUCAAGUAAUCCAUGGUGUAGAAAUUGGCUUUUGUUCAAGAGGUGGGGUGAAUCUGGUGGUUUUUCUCUGAGUUUCCAGUCAAAGUUUUCUGCUCUCUGUGUCUGUAUCAUUGUUUCUGAGCACAAUGAAAUUACUCACAAGUUUCACCUGCAAGAUUUUCUGCCACUUUCUUGGGCUUUUUGUUGGAGUCCAAACACUUGAAGUGAAUCAUGUUAUGGUGAUUGGAUUUGGGCUCUGAGUUAUCUGGGAAUCUAAAGCAGUUUUUGAGGUAAGAAGUUGUACCCUGUUAGAUUUUCUUGCAUUUUCUUGGGAUUUUCUUGCUCUCUAAACAUUUCAAGAACUUCAUGGUGUGGUUAUUGGAUUUGGGCUUGAGAUAGCUGGAACUUUAGAUAAGAUGCCAUUUUCCCCUCUUUUUCUGAUGAAAAAUUGACAGAAAGAUGAGAUCUUUGAGCAGUGUAGGACUGGCAUUGAGUGUGAUAUUUGGGUGCCUACUAUUAGCUCUUUUGGCUGAGCUUUACUACUUGCUAUGGUGGAAGAAGAGAAUCACCAAGAGAGAGAUUGUUGAUGAAUAUAGUAUCUGCCCAUCUAGAUUCUUCUACUUAUUCUGUUGGAAAAAGCCCUCUUCUUUGAGCUCCACAGCUCUAAAUCCCCAAGAACUCCAUGUCCAUGAACCACAAGCUCUGAUUCAUCCCCAUCCAAACAAGGCCUUAUGGGCCAACCCCUUUCAAGAGGAGGGUGAAGUGGACGAGACUGAACUCGCGAGGCUGCAAAAUCUGUGCAACCCACCAAGAUUUCUCUUCACAAUCAAAGAAGAAACAAAAGAGGAUUUGGAAUCUGAAGAUGGGAAAUCAAGAAGUAGAAGAUUGAGUGAUGUGAUUCAAACAGUGGAGACUCCAUUUUGGACUCCCUUGGCUUCACCUGCAUAUUUCACUCCCCCAAUUUCCCCUAUGGACUCCUCAUUCAACCAGUUUGGUUUUAAUCCUCUGUUUGAAUCAUCAACUGAUGCUGAGUUUAACAGGCUCAGGUCAUCGCCACCCCCAAAGUUCAAGUUCUUGAAAGAUGCUGAGGACAAACUUUCUAGAAGAAAACUGAUGGAAGAGGAAGAGGCUAAAGGUGAAGAGAAUGGGUUUAUCACAAUAAUUGUUGCUAAGAACAAGGAGAAAGAGGUAAAUCAUCCUGAUCAUAAUUCAGGCUCUUCACAUGUGAUUCCUCUGUCUUCUUCCCCUACGAAAUUUAGACCACCAACUUACAAUAAACCCUUCUCACAUUAGAGCCUUGUUAUUACUUUCUUUCCUUUUCCUGCUUGUAUGGAUUUUUAGUUGAUUUUUAUCACUUCUUGGAGAUGGGUUUUGAUUCCUCUUGCACCAAGUGACAAUAAACCCAUCCAAUUAGACUUUUUCUUUU
Molecule: messenger RNA, 1869 nt
Organism: Rhododendron vialii
Lineage: Eukaryota; Viridiplantae; Streptophyta; Magnoliopsida; Ericales; Ericaceae
Exons: 1
Coding region: 903-1736 (277 amino acids)
Source: RefSeq, a predicted model, not a curated record